Messenger RNA from Cheilinus undulatus (humphead wrasse), 2731 nucleotides. It is a transcript of the gene foxred2, whose product is annotated as FAD-dependent oxidoreductase domain containing 2. Bases 205 to 2253 code for a protein of 682 amino acids. The record is from RefSeq and is a predicted model, not a curated record. The transcript has 10 exons. NCBI's taxonomy places the organism in Eukaryota, Metazoa, Chordata, Actinopteri, Labriformes, Labridae. Gene Ontology annotation, molecular function: flavin adenine dinucleotide binding; monooxygenase activity.
UACACAAGCAGCCCUCCGUUGGUCUCUCCAGCCUGAGGGGGUCGGUGUUGGUGUUGGUGGUCUGCUAGUGGACCUCCAGAGAACAGAUCCUCGGAGAUAAACACGGUUAUAAUGCUAAAAACCAAACAUGUAGCUAACUCGACAGCUCUGCUACAUGCUAAUUCACAGAUGUCGGGUAGGAGGGAUCGUCUGGACUAGAAGGCUAUGGAGUCCAGCCUUCCUUAUUACAUCCUCUUCAUCCUGAUUGGCUGUGUCCAGAGCUCUCCUGGUAACCACCACCACCAUAAUGGCACCAGACUCUACCAGUACUGUGUGCUUGGAGCCGGGCCUGCAGGACUGCAGAUGGGUUACUUCCUCCACAAGGCUAAAAGGGACUACAUCAUCCUGGAGAGGAACUCAGGACCAGGCAGCUUCUUUCACAAGUAUCCCAGGCACAGAAAGCUCAUCAGCAUCAACAAGAUCCACACGGGACGGCAGAACCGAGAGUUUAACCUGCGCCACGACUGGAACUCACUGCUGAGCGAUAAACCCGACCUCUUGUUCAAGAGAGUCAGCAGUGAGUUUUAUCCUCCUGCAGAUUCAUUUCCGAUCUACCUGUCCAUGUUUGAGAAGGAGCUCGGCCUGAAGGUUCAGUACGGAGUCGAUGUGGGACGAAUCAGGGCGGUUCAGUCAGCGACCAGCAGGAAGUACAUCCUCACAGAUCAGUAUGGGACAGACUACACAUGCAGCGUUCUCCUGGUAGCCACGGGUUUGUGGGUUCCUCAGAAGGUGGAGUUUGUCGGCUCUGAGCUGGUGGAAGGCUACGAGUCCAUCUCGACUAACCCAGAGGACUACAGGAACCAGGCUGUGCUGAUCCUGGGGAAAGGGAACUCUGCUUUUGAGACGGCUCAGAGCAUCUUAGGAAGUGCAAGUCGGGUGCACAUGCUCAGUUCGAGUCCUGUUAGACUGGCCUGGCAAACACAUUAUGUCGGAGAUCUCAGGGCUGUGAAUAACGAGCUGUUAGACACCUACCAGCUCAAGUCUCUGGACGGUUUGGUCGAGGCUCGUCUGGAGAAAAUCGUCAUCGCUCAGAGGAAGGAGCAGAGCAGGAGGAGGUCGGGGAAAGAGAAGAAAGGACAGCUGUAUUUGACUCUAAAUAAAUAUUUACAGAACCAAGAGGAGAAGAACAACUCUGGAGUGACAGGAGAAGAACUUCCAGGGUUUCACCAUGACAACUUCUCCAUGAGGAAGCCGUACGACCGUGUGAUUCGAUGCCUCGGAUUCAGAUUCAACUUCAGCAUCUUUGACAGCUCUGCCUGCCCACCCAACAGUGAAAACGCCAAAGGGAGGUUACCUGGUGUGACAGCUUGGUAUGAAGGGAAGAGCACUCCAGGUUUGUUCGUGCUGGGAACUGCUGCUCACUCCAGAGACUAUCGAGCGUCUGCUGGAGGUUUUGUCCAUGGGUUUCGCUACACAGUGCGAGCCGUUCACCGGGUUCUUGAGUGGCGUUAUCAUGGUAAAAAGUGGCCUUCCACCCGGCUGUCGACCUCACAGCUGCAGUCGUGGAUCCUGAAGCGGGUUGGAGAAGCUUCCGGGCCGUACCAGAUGUUUGAGGUGCUCGGAGACGUCAUACUUCUUCGAGGCUCUCACUGUGAAUAUCUGGAGGAGUUUCCCCUCCAGGCUCUGCCUCAGCUCACGUCGCUCUCAGGUCGUGAAGCGUCCGAUCACGGACUUAUUGUUCUCCUCAUGCAGUACGGGAAGAAGAAGAUCGAUUUCCUGGGGCGGAACAGAGCAGAAACAGACUGGACCAAAGCCUGGAAAUCCAACUUUCUACAUCCUGUUUUAUAUUACUACGACACGCUCCCUACAGAUGAAGAUAUGAAGUUCCGUCCUCACGGCUGGCCUUUACCCAGACCUAAAGCUAUUCAUCACAUGGUGGAGGAUUUCCUCACAGAGUGGGACGGUCCUGUUUCUCACAUUCAGCCUCUGAGACGCUUCCUGGAGCACGCCGUCCAGACUGACCUCAGAGCUUUCUAUGCAGAAUCAUGUUUCCGCUUCUCCCUCACCCACCGAAAGCCGCCGAUCUUCUGUCAGCGAGGAUACUUGAAGCAGCAGGGCGUCGUUCCCAAUCAUCAGCUGUGGCAGGAUGUUCACGCCGCAGGUUUGACUCCCACAGAGGCAGAGCCAGACACGCCAGGAGCUGACCACACUUUCCCUCCCUACCUGACACGGGCUGGAGCCUCUGUGUCUUCAGGACUGAAACUUGACCUCUGAAUGUUUCAUGAUGCUGUUUAUGUCCUUCUACCUCCAUUAUCCUGAAAGUUUCCCUCCAAUUACAUCCAACAGCAUGCCAUCCUACAGAUCAUUGGCUCCUGUAAUGCACUCACUCCACAAAUCCUUCACAGGUUGAGCCAAAGAAUGUAUUUCCUGUCUUAAUUUUAAAACACUUAGGGGUCCAAAACGGUCAAAUUAUCUUGAAUUUAAAUCUGAAGCAACAGAGAUUAAGAAAAGUAUGAAAUAUUGAGAUAUGUGUAUUUUUUCCUUCUUGUAAUCAUCUCAGAAAGUCUGCUGUUCAUCACUGGAGAAGCACUUUGUCCCUUCAGAGCUCCCUUAUUUUUAUUCUUCACUCAGUAUUUAUAUACAUCAGAAUAAUAUGCAGUUUUCAUAUCAUAUAAAUACAAAAUAGGUGAAGCUUUAUUGGUGGAGGGUUUUAAAUGAUUAUGUUUGAUGUUUUAUCUGAAUAAACGGUUUA